AUGACGUCCACACUCUCUACCCAGAAUGCGGACCACCUCCAAACUCGAGUCAUGCAAGCGUCUGACCAUGUACAACUCGCCGAACCUGCCGACGUCAGCCUCCAUGACGAGCCUACUGUGCACCAUUUCCCUAAUGGGAAUUUUGACUAUCGUCCUCUCGAAGGCACUCCCCCAUGCGUGGUGAACAUCCGCCUCGCUCACGAGUCCAGCGAGACGAAGACCCCGAGCUAUAUCGGCUCCAAGAACCUUCGGCGUGCCUCUUCUCGUCAUAUCGACCAAAACCGCCGUGUUUUUGGAUAUCCCCUGGAUUACGAACUGACGUAUCAGAGGGGUAGAGGGGCAGAGGGAUACGCGUUGGACAAGCUCGGACGAGCCAACUCGACGCUUCGGUUCAUGAACAUUCUAGAAAAGUUCUGCGGUCUAAACUUGGAGCGCGAUAUCAACAUGGUUAACAUGGCGAACGGAAUGACCGCGUUAUGCGUCACCGUCGCGCAGAAUCAGGCGCAUGGCAUAUGCGGGGCGAGGUCCAAUCCCGGUGCGGACAAUUUUGGGUCAGAAAGUGGUUCCAUGUUUGAUCAUGGUGCGUACAUUUUCGGUCUCCCAAGUACCCCACGUCCGAUCCCAAACGAGACAAAAGUGGCAUAUGCCAUGCGCCUGCAGAAUCUCACUCCGGAGACGAUGAAGGUGGACAAGGAUAAGCUGGAGAAGCUCAAGCGGUUUUUAGGUGCCACUGAGGAACCGCGGUGGUAUAAGUUUACGUGGGAGUUUUAUCACGGUGCAGAUGAGGAUCAAAUUCGAUAA
Molecule: messenger RNA, 801 nt
Organism: Stereum hirsutum FP-91666 SS1
Lineage: Eukaryota; Fungi; Basidiomycota; Agaricomycetes; Russulales; Stereaceae
Exons: 3
Coding region: 1-801 (266 amino acids)
Source: RefSeq, a predicted model, not a curated record